UGCUUGGACGUGGCAGCCAUGACGUGAUUUCUGAUUUCGACUUGGGGGAACUUGAUUGUGAAAAUAUCCAUAAAUUCCUUAAAAUUUGCGUUUUUAUUCGCGUAAAUAGCUAAUAAGGUGUGUAAUGAUAUUAAAACUUUGAUUACGAGUGAAAAUUUAGCGUUUAUAAAACAGUGUAGUGAUUAAUUCUAAAAUUGUGAUUAUUUAAGACAGCGAAAAAACGUAUAAGAGAAAAGCACUUUUAAACCGCAAAUCACACAUACUCUAACAAACCCAAGGAAUAAAAAAGAACAUCGGAAAAGAAUUCAAAAUUAGAACGUCAAUAGUCCAAAUUCAUCAUCAGCAACACCACGCCACCAAAGAGCCAAACAUCAACUCAAUCGCAACAACUGACAAACCAGUAAUAACAAAAACUGCAUUCACGAAAACCGGGCAAAGAAGAGAAGAGAAGAGAGAUAAGACGGCAUUGAGUUUGAAAGAGUGCUAUUUUGCAGUUCAUCAAACAUACAAAAUUUUCGUCAUCACAUCAAGAGUCAAUUUGUAUGUUAACAGCCAAGUUCUUACAUUUCCAUUAGAUUCCGUUCAUCCCGAAUUAUUCGUCAGUUGCAAUUGCACUUUAAACCACAAAGUAUCAGUGUGGACAUCACCGAAGAGUACAUAAAAACUCUUUCUCGUCGAGCAUACUACCUUCAAAGUUCAUUUACAAAAACAACAAGGCAACUCAGCGACUAGUGGAGAUUGGAAGCAUUUUUGGCGAUCGUAAAAGAAAAAUAUAAAUUAAAAUAUACGUAAACAAUACCGUAAAAUUAGUAUAAGUAACAACAACAAACCAGUAGUGAUCGACAAGUUCUCGCCAGUGAGAAGUUGAGAAUAAGUUCCAGCGAGUGUUGGCAAACGUAACUACAACAACAAAAAAGCGGGCGGUCGAGUCAAUUCGAAAAUAGUCAUAUUUGUACAAAAAGCAAAAGAUACUUCAGCGUUUUUGUAUGUGUUUACGUUUAUAUACAACACACCCAACAUCGCCCCGCUACACCAUAUUCAUUUUGUUUUGUCAUUCGCUCGUUAAUGCAUAAUUCACUCGUCGUUUUUCAACGAACGUGUUUAUUAGCACAGCUGGUAAAGUUACAGGUAACCAGCGAUUUUUGAGAGAAAUAUUGUCAAGAAUGAGAGAGUGGUGGGACCAAGACUAUGAAAUUUAGUAAAUGUUCGAUUUUAUGAGAGGGUGAAUAUACACAUUCGUGUGUUAAAUAAUACUUAUAAGAAGAAACUGGUUUGUGUUACAAGAAAAAGGAAAGCAAAAAAUUAGCUUAACAUCGAACAUCACAAUAUCUGUUGGCCUGGAAAAAGGAAAUUAUCUCCAAAGAAAAACCACAGAGUUGAUUUAAAUUUUUUGUUUUUUGUUUAAAAGUUGCUUGAUUAGGGUGUAUUUAAAAAAAAGUAUAAUUUUAAGUGCCUGUCGAAAAGGGAGAGAGAGCAGAUUGAAAGAGUAUAAGAGGUCGGAGAAUGAUCGCGCAGUGAAUUGGAGAAAAAGAGUGCAUGAAAUAGAGAGAGCGAGGUUAGAGACUACAAAUUGCAAACUUGUUUCAUUCGACUUUGUGCUGAUAUGUCAAUAUAAAAGUAACAACAACAAAUAGUGACAGCAACGUACAAGCAAGCAGUCGGGAAGCAACAACAAGUGAUACAAAGCACGUACUAAACUGAAAUUAAAGUAGCAGUAACAGCAGUACGAGCCCAACAACAACGCUAAAAGCAAGGCAAGCACUACCUAACCAAACAACCAACCAGCCAGUCAAGCAAGCAACCGCUUGGAAAACAACUCGUUUCGAUUUCGUUUCACAGAUACCUUUCGGACGUCGAUAAAGAUACCUUAAUUUAAAAUGAACUUAAAUUAACAUAUACUAUAUAUGAUUGCGUCGUGCACACCAUAUAAUUGAGCGGAGAGAGUGAUUGAAGUGUUAUUCAAAAAGUUAUUUAGUUUUUUAGAAGCCGAAAAUUCACGUAAUUGAAAAUUGUACAAAAAUAAUCGUAAUAAGUGCUCCAUAAAAUUUGUGACUUCGAAACGUAAAUUGUGUGCUGAAACUGAUCAAAAUUUUGCAAGAAUAAUAUUAAUCAUAAGUUUUUUUAACAAAAAAGUUAAAGCAGAAAAUACAGUAUAUGCAUGAAAAAAAUAAUUGAAAAGAGCAAAAGAAGCAAAAAAUCAUAAAAAACCUAAAAUCCCCAGAGCACCAAGAGCAAAUCCAACAAUAACUAAUUGAAGAAACGAGCAAAAAUUUCGCAUAUAUUAAAAUGAAACGUUGACAAAAAAACAGGAGAUAUAGAAGAAAUAAACGCAACGCUUUUGCUUUUGUUGUAUUUUUUCUUUCAUUUUGACAUUCUACAAGUGUGUGCAUAUUGAAUUAAAUAUAUAUUGUAAAAAUCAUACACAAAUGACUUUUAGCAAUAACAACAAUAGCAGCUGAAAUUCAAAGACAACGUCGCCACAUAUCUAUAUACUACUUAGAAACAAAGCGAAAAUCUACCAGAGCUAAGUACAUAUUGUUGUCUUGCUUUAACACACCAAAUGUAGGCAGUGACAGAUGGAGAUACGUACAACGUAUCUUGCAGAUACCACAACUGUUUGUACUUUCAUCAACAGUAGUUGUAGUAGCAGCAGCAACAGUAGCAAUCACAGCCACAACUAUAACUACAUCUAUAGCUAUAAUAGUAGUGGCCGUAAAUAACAACAAAAACAACGACAAAAUCUACAAUUAAUAAAAACAGUAAUAACCAAUACAAUUACACAAAUAUAAAACCAAAAAAAAAAAACAGUAACAAUCGCUGUGGCAGAAGCAAGUGCACCAGCAGCAGCAAAAUCAAUGCCUACCUUAACCCAAUUAAAUAAAUUCAUUAUUAUUUAACAAGAAUUAUUACUUUGUGUACCAACCAUACCAAAAUUUAAAUGUCUCGAGUGUAAUUGCAUAUAAAAUAGUUUUUACCCGUGAAAAAUAAAAGAGAACAUUAAAAAAUUAUCACGUCGAACGACGGUGAGCGACGACCAACAGAGCUAACAAGGGCAUAACCAAUACACAAAUAGGCCACACGUAAGACGGUGUACAGCGGCUGCGAAAAAGCCCCCUAAUACAGACAGUAAACAGAUCAGCAAGCGUGCCUGUGUCUGUGACUAUUUUUUAUUGCACACCCCGUACGCACACAUUAACAAAGCGCGAUCCACAGUCGAAUUAAUUAGAAAAAGAAAGAAGGCAAUUUUUUUCGUCGCAGUAUUGCUUAAAGAAUCUAGAAUACUAUACAUAUAUGAAAAAAAAGAACAUUUUAAAGGUUUAAUCAAAAACAUAAAAUUGCAUACGAUCAAGACGCGUCAAAAAUUUCCGCCGCAGUUCCUUCAUUCGAUCCUAACCAAUGAAAAUCACGCGUAAUCAUUAUUCACAGUGGAUACGGAAGUGAAUAAAAACAGUGUCUAAGAAAAGUCGUGAAAUCAAAAAAUUACAACAACAAAGCCAAAUAUAAUAACGCACCAACAAAGACAAAAAAUUAGUGGUGCAACUACGACUAAAAAACUUUUCGUUAGACAAAUUAUAAAAUAAAUAAAAAGUAAAUAAUUGUUCGAAACGAUUUGUCCUCCAAACAAUACUAGAGUAGACGUUAACAAAAUACACGUGGAAUCAUUGAUUCUUCAACAGUUAACAACCUUAUUGCAGUACGCAAUUUAUAUCUUGGCACUUUAAAAAGUUCCACAAAAAGCUAUUCAAAUGAAAUCGAGUAAAACUCUAAAAACAAAUAAUCAAAAUAAAUACAACUGAAGAGGUUAAAAUAGAAGCACUGCAAUACUACAAAGUCCUAAGAGUUUGUAUUGUUAAAAUUCUACUAUAGCGGCCAACGACAACUCUUCCACGGUUGAUGCUUCCUACAGUAAAAAAUAACAAUUAAUACAUAACGCGAACAAACGUUAUACUUCCACAGUCGCAAAUCAAACUCCAAGCACUAUUUAGAAGCAGUCAUACAAGUAUCGAAGAAAAAAGUAACUCACUUGCGCAAAAAUUUUAUAUAUAUCAAGGUAAAUUUGUCCUAACUCUACCGGUAACUGAAGUAGAUAAUAAAUUUGAAAUACUAAAUAUUGUACUUCAUUGUCAGAAAAGGAUAACAUAAACAACUUAAGGCUUAUAAGUGUUGAAGAGUGUGAAUUAUCAAUUGAAUUAAACACAACCAAUAAUCAAUCCCCACGCAGUUUGAUUGUAUUGCGUUAUGACAAAUUCGAUCGCUACUGCAAAAUGCCCUUCAGCACUCUCGUCCGGCAACUAUGGCAUGUCACAAAAUCGUUACUCCGAUGAAUCCAAGGACUAUUUUUUUGUUAAACUCACAGAUUCUGCAUAUCGCGCUAUCGAAGAAUAUCAACAUAAUGAGAAUACCAAACGCUUCACAAAUGGUCAACGUCCCAAAAUUCAAGUCAAUGGCAAUUCUGGUGUCAUCUAUUUUCCCACAUUGGACAGCAAUGAAGGUCGUAAAUUUGGUUUUACUAUCGAUGAUAUUGAGGGAUCCCUUGAGUGUAUUCAACAGACUUCCGAAGGUCUCGAUGUGCUCGGUUCAAUACCCUAUCGCAUGCGUAUCCAUGCAAACGAUGAUAUCUAUGACACGACCCGUACAAAAAUGGCAAUUGCCGAAGAGACGGAGAAGAGCAAAUGUAUACGCGAAAUUAAACCAAAUCAAACUGAUAUUGGACGUAAGGUAAAAAAAUCUGUUCCGUCAUCAACAGUCUAUCCGCAUUUGAGCCACAGUGGAAAUAACAAUGGCAACAACAACAAUAGCAGUAGUAAUUAUUUAAGUAGCCUUAGUCGUAGUAAAUUAACAACGUCGCUGAAUAACAAUUCGCCUCCAACCACGCAACAUACGUUAAACAGUGGUAGUGGGGCAAAUGAACGUAUGAACAAUAAACUUGGUGGCACUAAUUUGUCCACAUCAUCCUCAUCUUCACGUUCACCAAAUCCCACGCUUCUAGGAGGAUUGGGUACAAUUGCCAGUGGUACUAAUAGCACCAAUAAUCGUUAUGGUAACGGUAGUGCGAGCAAUGUAUAUUCUCAGAACAACUUAUCACCGUCACUAACGUCCGCCUCAUCGCUCUCUUCCACUCUGGCGGGUGGCAUCGCCAACGGGUAUGCGUCAGCUACUCAACAUAAUUCGCCGAACGAAUCUACCGCAUCUACGUUAGUUAAUAGCGGUGUUAACAGCAAACAGUCACGGCUAAACAGUAAUGUAAGUGUCGGUAAUGGCAAUUUCUCACGUGGAGGAGGCGGAGGAUCGUUUUCUAGUAACGGUUCGAAGGCUGGUAGUGGCACUAAAGGUGGCGCAGCAUCAAAUGCUAAUGGUGGAGGCAGCAAGUUACCUGACAUAUCGCGUCGUAAAAUACGCGAACGCCUGAUCCAUUUACUUGCCUUACGGCCUUUCAAGAAGCCCGAACUAUAUGCCCGUUUACAAAAUGAAGGUUUACGUGAUCGUGAACGCUCACUUAUAAGUAAUAUACUCAAGGAUAUUGCACUUUCACGCGACAAUACGUACAAUUUACGGCGCCAAAUGUGGAAUGACGUAAACGAAAAUUGGCCAUAUUAUACUGAGCAGGAGCUGCAGCAGCUGAAACGGCGCAAGCCUCAGAAUCUAACUCCACCACUUAGCUCAGACGCGGGCAGUUCUACGUCGGGACAGAGUCCAACUUCAACUCAUACGGGCAGUCCUCCGCCACUGGCUGGUGGUAUGAACGGCGGCAAUAGUUUGAAACGCACUAGUCUAGAGUACGAUGAGCCAUUUCCGCCGAAGAAGCAACGUAUUAGUCAUAUGGCGGCCACAGGAGCUGGUGUUAAUCGCAUGACUGCGACAAGCAAUAAUAGCGCUGGAGGUAGCGGUGUACGUGCAGGCGCCAGUUUUAGUACCAUUAGCAACAGUAAGAAUAGUGGUAACACUAGCUUCUCAAUGCAGCGCAAUAAACAUGCGACGGCUAAAGCGUCUACCUAUUCUCCACAAGGUCCCAGAAACACCACGCAAAGCAGUGAGAAUUCUGUCAAUAGCGAUCUAAGCUAUAAUGUGCUCAAUAAUAUGGACGAUUUCAUGCUGAAUAUAGAAAAUCCUCAAGGAAAUGGUUAUACAGCUCAUUGCUGCGGGAGUAGCAGCAACGGGAGCAAUAACAAUGCGCGCAAGUCCAACGGUAGCGGCAAUAGUAAAUCAUCUAACAGUAAUCCGAAAGAAAAUCGUCACUCUGGAAGCAGCAGUGGUACAUUCAGCGCAACGACAAAUAUUUCGCCGAAAAAUAAUACCAACAGUGGAAACGGGAACAACAGCAAUUAUAAUGUACAAGAGAACGAAGGCAGCAGUAAUAAUUUGAGGCAUACCUUAAAACGUAGUUCAUUAGCAAGCUCGCCUAAGAGUUCCUUGCCAUACGGUGUUAAUUUUGUUCCAGAGUCCAGUAGUGGUAAUAGUAGAUCAGCGGGACGCGAUAAUAGCAAUCGUAGUGGCAGUGUGAACUACCGCCACCAGUCGCCCAACAAUACGCAGCAGCAGCAGCAAAAACAACAAAAGUCAAGUAAUAGUGUCAUAUACUCGCCAAAAAUACAAGCCGCUACGAACAUCGGUAAAAAUGAACGAGAAGAUCAUGUGCCGGCGGGGAGAAGUAAUAGCGGCAGUAAAAGUCAGACAACGUCACAUUCAAUGGGCUCAUCAACGGCGACAGCAUCAGGAAGUAACAAACAGCAAAUGCGUGGAGUUGGUGUACGCACACCUACGCCACCUGUACAAGAACAACAAAGGUACUUGCAGCAGGGUACACAUUACCAAUCGCAACAAACGCAUUCCGCCAGCACAAACUCUCCAGUGCAACGGCAUAACAACCAACCCCAACAUCUUCAUCAACAGGAGCAGCAGCAGCAGCAGCACCAGCAGCUACAGUUCGAAAGCAAUUCUCAACUGCCGGUAACGCAGCAUUCCGUCAUCACUGACGCAGUUGACGUAGACGCCGCAGAAACGCCCAAUUAUGAUUUUAGCAGCUACACAGCUAUCACAAGCAUUGAACAGCGACGCCAAUACAAGACUGAAUUUGAACGGGACUAUGAUGAGUAUCGCCAGCUGUUGGAACGCAUCGAAGAUGUACGCCGCAACUUCCAGGUUCUUGCUGAUCAACUGCAACGUGCGCCACAAGGUUGUUCUGAUUAUGAGCAUAUUAAGGAGCAAAUUGUGGCCGAAUAUGAGCGUAUAAAUAAUGAGGAAGAAUUGAAGCGCGACAAACAACGUUUUGAUUACUUGCAUGCUAAGUUGGCGCACAUAAAGCAGCUUGUGACCGAUUAUGAUAAAACAUUAACAUCAAUGGCGGCGGCUGCUGCUGCGGUGGCGGCAGCACAACACCAUCAGCAGCAACAACAAGAGCAACAACUAUUACAGCAUGCCUCCACAACAGCGGCAAUGCAUAUGGCAGCAGGUGCAACAUCGCAUUUUGUGGAUGGUAGUACCAAUGUGUUGACCGCUGCGACUGCGCAUAAUGCGCGUGUCUCACCAAUGGUGAGUGGGAGCGAAAGCAAUCAUUCACCACCAAGUGGCUAUCAAAAUCAAGCACAAUACUAUAUCCAACAACAACUGCAACAACAACCAAAUCAAAUAAUACAACAUGAACAAGAACAACAUAAACAUCAAAACAAUGAUGAAACAUUACAUAGAAAGAAAAAGCAUACACACAACAUCUUACAACGACACCAUAACCAACAACAACAGCAACAGCAGCAUCAACAGUACUAUUUGUCGCCGGAAAAUCAAACACACGCGUCAUCUUUUGAUGAGCAACAUAGCGCACAGCAUCACCAGCAACGGGAACCGGAACAAUUCAAUGGACACCAUCAUUAUCAGGGCAAUAAUAAUAAUGAUGAUUCCGAUUCAGAUGAUUCUUCCGACUCAAAUGAUGAAGACUCGAACGAUGAUGAUUCAAAUGAUGACGACGACGAUAAUGGUUCGAAUCAUGAUUCGAACAAUGAUGAUGACGUUAAUGAACACUUUUGAUUUUGUGCUUUUUGGAGUGAGACUUUUUUAAUAUAAUACCUAUAUAAAAAUAAAAAAAGGCAUAAGUAACUGAAAAGAAGACGGAAGAUUGAAUGGGUUUGCAAACGAGGCGUAUUUAUACUAACAGUGAUUGUCCCUAGUUUUAUAUUUGAAACGUAACUCGCUAACGGUUUGCAUUUGUUGGUAUUUCUUGCUAUCAUUGUAUUUUUAAUGAGGGAUCGCCGACACACCUAAAGCAAAAACACACAAGUGCAUAUACAUAAAUACUUACUAUAAGUAAAUAUAUUGCUUUUGUAAAUAUGAUUUUUUUACUAUAAAAAGGAUUAAUUAUUGAUCGUUUUAAAUACGCCCUGAUUGCAAAAUUUCCGCAAAGUUGGAAUUUUGUAUUAAAAAAAAAAAACAGGAAAUGAAUGCGAAAGUGAAUUAGAAAGUGUAAAGAGAAUGAAAUAUCCUAAUAACAAAAACGAAAAAAAAAAAAUAUUUUAUAAAAGAAGAAACGCAUAUGUAUAUCGUAAAAAUUUACUUACAUUUAAAAAUAGUACACACAUACAUAAUUAAAUAUAUUUUUAAAUCAAUAGCAAAACAAAAAAGCAAAAUUAUAGCAAGCAGAAAUUUUAAGGAAAGAAGUAAUUGUGUAAUAAUUAGUUUUAAGAGGGAAAUGCCCAUAUUUGUUUUAGUUUUAUACAUUUUUUUUGCCGUUUUACUACCAGUACAAUAUAUAAUUUGGAAGUGUUUAUUGCAACCGUUUAUGUGGGCGGGCACAGCUGUAAUAAUUAAAUAAUUUACAAGUAAUUGUUGAAUUUGAAGUUAAAAAACAAAUAAAAACAAAAGUUUAAAAAAUUA
This is a messenger RNA of Bactrocera dorsalis (oriental fruit fly), 8865 nucleotides long. RefSeq names its product RNA polymerase II elongation factor Ell (gene Su(Tpl)). Gene Ontology annotation, molecular function: cis-regulatory region sequence-specific DNA binding. The coding region runs from base 4240 to 8022 and encodes 1260 amino acids. Gene Ontology annotation, biological process: snRNA transcription by RNA polymerase II; transcription elongation by RNA polymerase II; positive regulation of transcription elongation by RNA polymerase II. Gene Ontology annotation, cellular component: transcription elongation factor complex. Lineage: Eukaryota; Metazoa; Arthropoda; Insecta; Diptera; Tephritidae. The transcript has 4 exons. The record is from RefSeq and is a predicted model, not a curated record.